AUGUACGACAGCGUCUACCCGACCCGCACCGCACGCUUUGGCGUUGCGCUCAUCGACUCGGGCGUGCUGAAGCUCAAGAACCGCGCGUGCGCGGAGGACAUGCGCCCGAUCGACGAUUCGUGCGGCUGCAUGACGUGCAAACUGUACAGCCGCGCGUACCUGCACCAUUUGGUGCAGCGUGGGGUGCCCAGCGCUGCCAUCCUGGUGACGUACCACAACGUAGCCUACACGCAGGGCCUCACGCGGCGGCUGCGCGCCGCCAUCAAGGAGCAGCGGCUGCCUGACUGGGUGCGGUCCUACAUCAAGGGCAUGUUUCCCCAUCGGGACGUGCCGCAGUGGGCGGUGGACGCGCUUGACGUGGCAGGGAUCAGCCUGCCCGACGACAUCUGCGACAAGCGGCCUGCGCACGACUUUGACCGAGAGCUUCGGGACGGCGCGUACCGGCCACCUGGGGGCCUGCCGGGUUGA
Monoraphidium neglectum is the source of this 468-nucleotide messenger RNA. RefSeq names its product queuine tRNA-ribosyltransferase. The record is from RefSeq and is a predicted model, not a curated record. The coding region runs from base 1 to 468 and encodes 155 amino acids. The transcript is spliced from 2 exons. Gene Ontology annotation, cellular component: cytosol. Lineage: Eukaryota; Viridiplantae; Chlorophyta; Chlorophyceae; Sphaeropleales; Selenastraceae. Gene Ontology annotation, molecular function: tRNA-guanosine(34) queuine transglycosylase activity.